This is a messenger RNA of Trematomus bernacchii (emerald rockcod), 2226 nucleotides long. RefSeq names its product C-type lectin 1-like. The record is from RefSeq and is a predicted model, not a curated record. The coding region runs from base 945 to 1892 and encodes 315 amino acids. Lineage: Eukaryota; Metazoa; Chordata; Actinopteri; Perciformes; Nototheniidae. The transcript is spliced from 8 exons.
AAGACUCAACCCAUCAAACACAUCUGCAAUCAGUCUGUCUCUCAAUCACAAACACAGACACAUUUAUUUAAAGGGGCCUUCUUCUGCGUUUUGGGGUUGUCCCUUUCCUGUAGUGUUCUAUAGGUUUUUGUGUAUGUAAAUGGUCUACAAAGUGUUAAAUGUGCUAUAUAAAUAAAUAAAUAAAUAAAGAUUGCAAAGGCUAAAACCCCAGAGGGAGUUUCUCUCCACUCCCCAAUCUGGUAUCUUGGUUGACUUUUUUAAGAGCUUGUUUCUAGAAAGCAACACCACAGAAAGGCACCAUUCAAAUUCAGUUUGUACUCAAGCUAUUUGCAUGUUUUCAAUAUAAGAAAUUGAUUGAUUAAUCUCCAGAUUACUUGAAAGUGUAAAAACAUUGCUUUUGUCUUUUUCUUGAAAACAUCAAGUCAGGAGGAACAUCUUAUUCACGAUGAUGUAACAUGUUUUAUGAAAAUUAGGCAAAAGGAGAUCAGGCCUCAAUAUUCAGUCAUGUAGUCAACAUGUAUAUUUUCUACUUUCUUGUUUAUUUCUAGUCUUUUCAUUUGUAUUGUAUUUUUAUGCUGCUGCUACGCAAACCUUUCCCAAUUCGGGAUCAAUAAAGUAUCUCUUAUCUUAUUUUGGUGACUAAACAUACGUUUUUGGGGCCUAGAAAUCCAUUGGAGAUCCAAAUUGCAGUUAAUAUGAUUAUAUCAUUGGGAAAUCCAAUAUGUUGGAUGUGUGACUCUUUUAAAACUCUGUGAAAGGACCGCACGUUUCAAGUUCCAGUUGAAACUAUUUGGGAAAUAUCAACAUGACGUGAGAAAAGGAGAUUAAAAAGAUGCCAUCUCCACCUCGAAGCAGAAGUCUACUGAACCGUCACAUCAGAGAGACGCUCUCAUCAGGACUGCAGCAGGACUUUGUUCAGGACGAAAGGAAAAAUAAUCGAGGAUAUGGAGGAAAUCACAGAAGAAGCUGACUAUGUGAAUGCACCAGAAGGCCCUGUGGAUAAAAAGGCAAUGCGUCCAGAGGACACCAAAAAAGAAUCUGCACCAGAAGGCACCGUGGAUACAAAGGCAUCCCCUCCAGGCUUGAGGUUUUUUCUUCCAAUAGCAGUGUGUUGGCUCAUACUGUUAGCCAUCAUGGGUCUCCGUAUCUACUUGACCUCUGAACUUUCUGAAGACAACGCCAAGCAGACUGCAGAAAUCCUGAACCUGACAUCAAGAAUCCAGGAGCUGGAGACAUGGAAGAAUCUCACGGUCCAGUAUGACAACCUGAUACAAGCCUUUACUGUCUUAGAAAGCAACGUGAAAGACCUGAACAAACUAAACCACCAGCUGGAGACCAAGAAGAAGAACUUGACACAGCAAAUACAAAACAUGGAGACAACCUCGAAUGAGCUCAAUGUCAGUCAAGCUCAGUGGAGCAUCGAUUCCUACUGCUUAGGAAAUACCGAUAAAAAGUGUCAACCUUGUCAGUUUGGCUGGUUUCACAUUCAGCCCAGCUGCAAUGCGAUCAAUGACCCUCCUUCUCCUGGUUGGAAAACCUGGGAAGAAGCUCGAGAAGACUGCAAAGGAAAGAAUUCAGAUUUGGCUGUUGCACAUACUCCUGCUGAAAAGAACGUCAUCAUCGGUAAAUACAGCCCAUUGAGUUCAGGAACUAACGGAUACUGGAUUGGUCUGAGAGUUGAAGAUGGGAAAUGGAAGUGGGUGGAUGGAAGUGAUCUGACUGAUAGCUCCUUUAAUGCAGAUCCUGUUGACGGUCACUGUGCAAUCUCUGUCCUGAGGGAAAACAACUGGGUAUCAGUGAGCUGUGGUGACCACAAACAAUGGAUCUGCCAGAAGAAGGCUCUAUCUCUCUCUGUUUGCACAGCGCAGUCAAUCAAAGAAGGUUACUGCUAACUCUUUGAAUUAAGAAAAUGAAAUAGAUUUACAGGCCUAUAAAUGUCAAACUAUGGAUUAUCCUACUUUAAAAAUAAAAACAAAUUCCAUAAAUGUGCAGAGAUGUUCCCUUAUCGAACAAAAAAGGAAAAAAAAACAGUAAUUGCAAAAACGUUUAAUAAACUCAAUACAAACAAUAAGACACAAAAGUUAACUCAUAUAUAAUAUGGAUUAUUUUGACAUCAAUAUACUUUUAGUUUCACUUAAAGGGGACCUAUCAUGCAAAAUGCACUUUUGUACGUCUUUUAUACAUGAAUAUGUGUCCCCGGUGUUCCAGGGAACUCACCAAGUGUCA